AGCAUCAACCACCCACCCAAUGGCCAGUUCAAAGUUGCUUUGCGUCCUAGUGAUUUGCGUCGUCCUCGGCGCGGCGUUGCCGAUGACGGAAGCGGGGUUGCCGUGCCCUAGAAUCCGGGGUUUGGUGGCGCCGUGCUUGACAUACCUGCAGAAAGGCGGGCAACCAAACCCGAACUGCUGCGGCGGGAUUAAGACGCUUGUCAGCUCGGCUACUACCACCAAGGACCGCCAGGACGCCUGCAGGUGCUUGCAACAGUCCGCUGGCAUGGUAUCUGGACUCGUACCGGCUUUCGCCGAGGCCCUCCCUUCCAAAUGCGGAGCCAACAUUCCUUACAAGAUAAGCAAAUCCACCAACUGCAACAGCGUGCACUGAGGCGAUGAACAAGAAAAGUGUUAGUGGUAGCAUAUCAAGAAUAAAAAAAAAAUAAGGGAAAAGAAUAAAGAACUGCGUGCUGAGUUUGGAUGUGUCUCCACUUUUGGCGAUCGACAGAUAUUAGUUAUGUCUUGGGCGUGUUUGUCACAUACAUGGCCGAUUUUUGUCGGUACAUGGUUAGUAUGUGUGUCACAGUCCUCAGAAGUCAGAAAAAUCUGUGUUGUAGCU
Morus notabilis is the source of this 601-nucleotide messenger RNA. RefSeq names its product non-specific lipid-transfer protein 1. Gene Ontology annotation, molecular function: lipid binding. Gene Ontology annotation, biological process: lipid transport. Bases 20 to 373 code for a protein of 117 amino acids. The record is from RefSeq and is a predicted model, not a curated record. NCBI's taxonomy places the organism in Eukaryota, Viridiplantae, Streptophyta, Magnoliopsida, Rosales, Moraceae. Gene Ontology annotation, cellular component: membrane. The transcript has 2 exons.